UUGUACCUUUGAACUCGGAAGCGCUCUCCUUUCCUCUUCCGGGAACGGUGUUAUUAGGGAUUCACAAUGGUCCAGCGUUUGACAUACCGUCGGAGGCUGUCCUACAAUACAGCCUCUAACAAAACUAGGCUGUCCCGAACCCCUGGCAAUAGAAUUGUUUACCUUUAUACCAAAAAGGUUGGGAAAGCACCAAAAUCGGCAUGUGGCGUGUGCCCAGGCCGACUUCGUGGGGUCCGUGCUGUGAGGCCUAAAGUUCUAAUGAGGUUGUCUAAAACGAAAAAACAUGUCAGCAGGGCCUAUGGUGGAUCCAUGUGUGCUAAGUGUGUCCGUGACAGGAUCAAGCGUGCUUUCCUUAUUGAGGAGCAGAAAAUUGUUGUGAAAGUAUUGAAGGCACAAGCACAGAGUCAAAAAGCUAAAUAAAAAAUGGAGCUUUUCUGAGUAAUAAAAAUAGUUAAAAGGCU
Molecule: messenger RNA, 461 nt
Organism: Phyllostomus hastatus (greater spear-nosed bat)
Lineage: Eukaryota; Metazoa; Chordata; Mammalia; Chiroptera; Phyllostomidae
Gene: RPL34
Product: ribosomal protein L34
Exons: 5
Coding region: 67-420 (117 amino acids)
Biological process (GO): translation
Cellular component (GO): ribosome
Molecular function (GO): structural constituent of ribosome
Source: RefSeq, a predicted model, not a curated record